AUGACGGAAAGCACAGCGGGCAGUCGACGACAAGAUGGCGCUCCAGCAACAACAAACGAUAGCGGUAACAAAGCAAAAAUUGAUCCAACGGACGAUGGCACUGAGACGGGACGAAGUACACCAGAAAGCAGUAAAAGCACGGGACAAAAUUCAGUGGUAUCCGAGGAAAGCGGUAAUAAUGAUCGAGUGCAAACGGUUGAAGAAUUCAAAAAUCUUAUGUAUAAGAUGCAGGAAACGCGACGAAACAUUGUUGCUGCACUACUGAAUGAGAAAGAAUUGAAAAGUGAAGAUGUGGAAACGUUGCAGCAUACCUAUGAUAAACUUACGGACAGGCAUACACGUGCAUUCCAACGUGAAAUGUGCACCCUGACAGCAAAACUAAGCCUGAACAUCAAAGAUGAAACACGAGGCCUCGAGAAAGAUUUGAAAUAUCUUCGUCAACUACUGCAAAUUCGCGCCGAUGAGCCAAGUAUAUCUUGGCCGGUUCUGUUGGCCAAAGUUGAUUUACCCUCAAUUCUUUCACCUUAUCAUCCAGAAAGCGCCGAGAAAUUCGUUGAAGAAUACGAACAAGCCGUUGCAUUUCUUAAAACGUUUAUUCAACCGGUAGAAAACAACGAUGGCAAGAAGCCGAUAUUUGUCACCGAUUGGGAUGGCACAAUGAAAGAUUACUGCUCACAAUAUGCAACAAAUCUUCAGCGUUUCACUCGUGUAAGUGCCGUACUGACAGCAGGUCCGUUACGUGGCCCAGGUAUACUUGAUUUGACAGCAAUGCCAAUCGAUGGUCCAGUGAUGUUCAGCGGUUCAUGGGGACGAGAGUGGUGGCUUUCGGGCAAACGAGUGGUUCACGAAGAUGGAAUCUCUGAUGAAGGCUUCAGUGCCCUGCAACGACUCGGUGAAGAGAUGAAAGAUUUGCUUCAUUCCUCAGACUAUGCUCCGUUUGCACUGGUUGGUAGUGGUGUGCAACGAAAAGUGGAUCGUCUAACGCUUGGCGUGCAAACCGUUUGUCGCCAUGUAACGCAGGAGCUCUCGUCCAGGUAUCAAAAUGCUGUAAAAGAGCGAAUGCAUCGUGUGGAUCCGGACAGUCGAGUGAGUGGCCCUUUUUACUGUUUUUAA
This is a messenger RNA of Gongylonema pulchrum, 1113 nucleotides long. The record is from the annotation of a GenBank genome assembly. Lineage: Eukaryota; Metazoa; Nematoda; Chromadorea; Rhabditida; Gongylonematidae.